Messenger RNA from Pollicipes pollicipes, 939 nucleotides. Its product is annotated as tetratricopeptide repeat protein 39C. The transcript has 10 exons. NCBI's taxonomy places the organism in Eukaryota, Metazoa, Arthropoda, Thecostraca, Pollicipedomorpha, Pollicipedidae. Gene Ontology annotation, biological process: cilium assembly. Bases 1 to 939 code for a protein of 312 amino acids. The record is from RefSeq and is a predicted model, not a curated record.
AUGAUGAUGCAAAGUGCUGUUGUGACAUUUGAAACAGCUCAGCUGGAGCAGACACUGCAACUGCUGAAGGUGACAGAGAAGGCUGUGGCACCUGGCUCCGGCCUUGUCAGCCAGCUAAAGAGCAAGCUGAAGGGCACUGAGCAGCUCCAGGAGGCGGAAGUGGUGGAGCUGCUGGAACGGCAGAUCGUGGUGGCCGAUUGCCAGGUCUGUGCUGCCGUCCUCAACUUCCUGCAGCAGGACCUGGGCAGCUGUGUGAAGGGCAGCUGGGGACUGCGGCGCGCCUGGAAGACCUACGACAGGAUCUACGGCCAGAUCAGCGCCAUGUACCGGCAGGUGCAGCAGGAGGUGCCUGUGGACGCGCGGUCUCGGCGGAAGCUGUGCGCGCCCUCAUGGGCUCCGUGUCGCUGGGCUACGGUCUGUUCCAGCUCUGCGUGUCUCACUGCUGCCGUCCAAGUUCGUCAAGGUGGUCCAGCUGCUGGGAGGUUCCAGAGUGACCGGUCGGCGGCGCUGGCGGCGCUGAUGCCGGCGUGGCCACCUCCGAGCAUCCUGCUGCGGGAGACGGCCGGUCGCUACGGACAGGCGGCGCUGUUCCAGUUCUUCCGCGGCCGCGUCCUCCGCCCUGCAGGCUGGUGCCGGCUUAUGCAGCUGGACUGGGUCGGCGCGUUCGUGGCGUUCUCCGAGCUGGCGCAGCAGUCCCGCUGGUCCCGCGCCUUCUACCACUACUUGGCCGCUGGCGAGCGGCACUACCGGCGCGCGCUCGUGCUGGGCCGCGACGACCGCAGCCGGCCGCACGUGGCGCCGCACGCCAGCUACGAGCUGGCGGUCAUGUACUGCGGCGACAGCCGCAGGACUACGGACUUCGAGUCGCGGCUGGGCGUGCGCAUCCAGUCGGCGCUGAAGCGGCUGGAGAAGGUCACCAGGGAGGAGAGGGCCAAGUGA